GUCAGCCAAUUACAUGGUCGCAAUUCAACGAGGAGGAUGAUAAACGAGGUGUAUCUUGCACAUGGUUCAAAUUGAAUCACGUCAAACACGGUCAGACCCACGGUUAUGUCGGUCUUUGCAUCAAAAUUUCCCCCCGCCUAACAGCCCCGCGUUUUGUGUCGGCCCGACUUCUAUCGACUUUCCGACACCGAAAACAUAUAACAGCUUCUGAUCCAUACUCGAUCCAUAUUGAAAGAUACGAAUUUGUCUUGAAAAAUUGUAUCAACAUGUCUGAACGUUUCAAACCCAAGGUUCCUGUUCAACUCGAUCCCCCCAAGGAUGAUCCAAUUACCGUGGAGGAAUUGGCAAAGUGCGACGGUACGGAUCCCAACCGUCCGACUUGGGUCGCCAUCAAGGGUAUCGUUUUCGACGUAUCCAAAAACUCAGCCUAUGGCCCAGAUGGUUCGUAUCGUGUCUUCGCAGGAAAAGACCCUUCUCGAGCUCUGGCCUGUUCGUCUCUGAAACCGGAGGACUGUAGACCAGAUUGGUACGAUCUCGAAGAUAAGGAAAAGACGGUUUUAGAUGAGUGGUUCACGUUCUUCAGCAAUAGGUAUAAUAUUGUUGGAAAGGUGAAAGACGCUACAAACUACUGAUGCUAGGGGCAAGUGGGUGAUGCGGAAUCAGCUAUCUUUACGCCUUGGAAUAGGUACUAUACCCAUGGGAUUUGAGCUAUUUUGAUUUCAGAUGUU
Aspergillus caelatus is the source of this 728-nucleotide messenger RNA. RefSeq names its product putative progesterone binding protein. The coding region runs from base 267 to 632 and encodes 121 amino acids. The record is from RefSeq and is a predicted model, not a curated record. Gene Ontology annotation, cellular component: membrane; endomembrane system. NCBI's taxonomy places the organism in Eukaryota, Fungi, Ascomycota, Eurotiomycetes, Eurotiales, Aspergillaceae. The transcript has 3 exons.